This is a messenger RNA of Cheilinus undulatus (humphead wrasse), 1632 nucleotides long. It is a transcript of the gene blmh, whose product is annotated as bleomycin hydrolase. Gene Ontology annotation, molecular function: cysteine-type aminopeptidase activity. The record is from RefSeq and is a predicted model, not a curated record. Bases 114 to 1472 code for a protein of 452 amino acids. Lineage: Eukaryota; Metazoa; Chordata; Actinopteri; Labriformes; Labridae. Gene Ontology annotation, cellular component: cytoplasm. Gene Ontology annotation, biological process: response to toxic substance; L-homocysteine catabolic process; proteolysis. The transcript has 12 exons.
GAUAAACGAGCGCACCCUGUGUGCACCCACUGACAGACCGUGGUUGAAUGACAUAAACAAAGAGCCGGCGACUUUUCGGGUAACAGAAAACGCUCCCAAAGCUCAACGAAAACAUGGAAACCGGUCUGAGUCAGGAGAAGGUAGCCAGCUUCAUUAAGCGGCUGCGGGCUGAGCCACGCUACCUGCUGGCCCAGAAUGUAUCCACCUGCAUUGACCCUUUAGAGGUUUGUCUGCACCGGCAGACUGUCCAGGAUACAGUCCAUAUCUUUCAGCACUCAAUUCCCACCGAAGGAAAGCCCAUUACCAACCAGAAAAACUCAGGGAGAUGUUGGAUCUUCUCGUGCCUCAAUGUCAUGCGACUUCCUUUCAUGAAGAAGUUUAACAUAGAAGAGUUUGAGUUUAGUCAGUCUUACCUCUUUUUCUGGGACAAGGUUGAGCGGUGCUACUACUUCCUCAACGCCUGUGUGGAGACGGCACAGAGGAAGGAGCCGGUGGAUGGACGCCUGGUCCAGUUCCUGCUCUCAAAUCCAACCAAUGACGGUGGACAGUGGGACAUGUUGGCAAACCUCAUUGAAAAAUAUGGAGUCAUCCCAAAGAAAUGCUUUCCAGAGUCACACAGCUCGGAGGCCUCACGAAGAAUGAAUGACAUCCUCAACCACAAGUUGAGGGAAUACUGCCUAAGACUGAGGAACAUGGUGGCCAGUGAUGCAACUAAAGCUGAACUGCAUGAUGCUAUGGACACCAUGAUAGAGGAGGUGUUCCGUGUGGCCAGCGUUUGUCUAGGCAGCCCACCUGAGACCAUCUGUUGGGAGUACAGAGACAAGGACAAGAACUUCCAUCGCAUGGGACCCUUAACCCCUCAGGAGUUCUACAGAGAGCAUGUCAAGCCCUUAUACAACAUUCAGGACAAAGUCUGCCUUGUGAAUGACCCCCGACCGCAGAACCCUUAUGGAAAGCUGUACAGUGUUGAAUUUCUAGGUAACAUGGUUGGUGGUCGCAGCACUCUGUAUAACAAUCAGCCCAUCCAGCUUCUUAAAAAGGCUGCGGCUGAUUCCAUCAAGGAGGGAGAGGCAGUGUGGUUUGGUUGUGACGUCGGGAAACAUUUCCAUGGCAAGCUGGGCAUUAAUGACUUGAACGUGUUCAACCAUGAGCUUGUGUUUGGAGUUUCUGUGAAGAACCUUUCUAAGGCAGAGCGACUGAUAUAUGGGGACUCUCUCAUGACCCACGCCAUGAUCCUCACUGCUGUCACAGACAAGGACGGUAAAGAAGGUUAUGAGAAGUGGAGGGUGGAAAACUCCUGGGGAGAUGACCGUGGGAACAAAGGUUACCUGAUCAUGACGGAUGAUUGGUUCUCCGAGUACGUGUACGAGGUGGUUGUAGACAAAAAGUUCCUAACCUCUGACAUCCUUGAUGUGAUGCAACAGGAGCCAGUUGUACUUCCUGCCUGGGACCCGAUGGGCGCGCUGGCCUAACUCCACACAAAUGACGGUAUUAACCCCAACCUCUGGUCUAUUCGACACCACCCUGCUCCACCGCUGCUUUGACUUCGACAAUUAUCCUCCCAUACUUCCUUCCAUACAAGCCUGUUCUUCUAGAUAAAAUAAUAAAGAUUUUGUUUUCUUUUUUACUGGA